CAAAAACUCUCAAUUUAAAAGAGAUGCUUCUCCAGACGCACGAUAUUACCAUUCAAAAUGAAUUAUCCAACGCAAGGACGUCGGCCAAUUGCGCAAGUUCUGGCCCUGUCUCAAGCCCAACCACGAUCGAGAACCGCAUCUUACUCCUCUCCGCUCCUUGCAUAGACCCUGAGACUAAACCCAGUACCAUCCGCCGUAUAGCUCAAUUCUCAUCUACAGGCCUUGGGCAAAAUCUAUUCGUCUUUUUUGUUCUAGAAGAGCCAUGCGAACGCAAGACAGAAAAUACUCCAACUACAGCUGGGCAUGAUGUUCAAAACGGCAGAGAUCAAGCUGGCUCUGAAAGCGGCACUGGCAUAUGCGCAUACAUGCAACUUCAAGCAGAGCUCUUACAGCUCAAUCUCCGCAUAACAAUUAUUCCAGUAGCAGAUAUUUCUCAGCUUACACGUAUCAUAUCUCUGACGUUUCCAACAAAGCGACGCAACCCAUCUCUCACCCUCGCACCCAAGUUUAGCACAGAUCAACAUCAACCCAUCCAGUCUUCUCCGCGACGUCAUACUCACCAUCCAACUUCUUCUUGUUCAUCUUCACGAUUCACUCGACAAGCAAGUCACUUGCAGAUCUUGUCGCCGCAGAAACAGUCAUUUUCUUCGCCAACGCAUCACACACCUCGACAGCCUGAAACACGUCAACUCUUCUCAUCACUUUCCUUUUCGCAAUCUCCACAUUCUUCACGUUCUGCACACUUUUCACACAGACGUUUUUUCAAUCCACAGAUUCCGAAUAAGCAAAAUAUACGACCUUUUACAUCUUAUGAUACUUAUACACCACAUAACCAACACCAACAUCGUUUUCAUCAAGGAACGUCAUUUCCUCCGCCAAUUCAACUCCAGCCAUCUAUACUUUUCCCGCAAAACCAUACACGACAGACUCGACCUUCACCUUUCUCCUCUCCACGCUCACCUGUUCCACCUCGUCAUGCUAUUCAUGCUGCCUCCUCUACUUCUCCCAACACCAACAACAACACCCAGGCCAUUAACCCAAUCACCCUUCUCCCCCUCAUGACAAGUUCUUUCCCGCAGCAGAGUUUAUCCGACCAUACCGUGCACAUUCUCACAGACCUGUAUACUUGCAUUGCAGACGUAGCAUGCGCAAUACACGAACCACACGGGCACUGGCGUCACGAAAUGGAAACGUAUAUUGGCCCAGAAGAAACUCGGGCCCUCGAGGAAUUCUGGGCUGAAGAAUGGGUAGUUGAGUAGGAAUCUAGCAUUAUCGUUUCGCUCUCUUUCUUUCUUUGCCCCUUCAUCAGCCAUGCAGUCGGCAUUGUCUGAUGGCUUGUCUCGAUGGAGCCUUGGAGACCGGUAACCUGCUGAAGUAAGAUUAUUAGCAUGGCUGAUACACCACCUGGC
Molecule: messenger RNA, 1409 nt
Organism: Xylona heveae TC161
Lineage: Eukaryota; Fungi; Ascomycota; Xylonomycetes; Xylonales; Xylonaceae
Exons: 3
Coding region: 24-1259 (411 amino acids)
Source: RefSeq, a predicted model, not a curated record